Pneumocystis murina B123 is the source of this 906-nucleotide messenger RNA. RefSeq names its product 3-demethylubiquinone-9 3-O-methyltransferase. Gene Ontology annotation, molecular function: 2-methoxy-6-polyprenyl-1,4-benzoquinol methyltransferase activity. Gene Ontology annotation, biological process: ubiquinone biosynthetic process. The coding region runs from base 1 to 906 and encodes 301 amino acids. The record is from RefSeq and is a predicted model, not a curated record. Lineage: Eukaryota; Fungi; Ascomycota; Pneumocystomycetes; Pneumocystales; Pneumocystaceae. The transcript has a single exon.
AUGAGAAAAAUUAAAAAAAAAAUUCAAAAUCCUUUUAAACAUUUAAUAAAGAGAUAUUCUUCAGCGUCUUUUAUAGAAACACAGCAUUUUGAUAAUUUAUCAGAAGAUUGGUGGAAUCUACAAGGACGUUUGAAAUUAUUACAUAAAAUGAACAAUGUGCGUAUUGAAUAUAUUAAACAAUGCCUUAUGCGCGAAGAACAAAAAAAUUCAUAUAAUGAUGAAAUGACAAAUGAUGUAUUUAAACGAAAAUUUUCGACUGGAAAGUGGCUUUCAAAUAAAUGUGUUUUAGAUGUUGGUUGUGGAGGUGGAAUUCUAUCGGAGUUAUUAUCUAGACUUGGAGCUUUAUCAGUUCUUGGUAUAGAUAUAUCUUCAAAAGCAAUUGAAGUAGCUCAAAUGCAUCGAAAGAAAGAUCCAUCUUUGACAAAUUUAAUAUAUCAAAAAACUACAGCAGAAGCACUAUUAAAUGAAAAAAAACAGUAUGAUUUAAUCACUGCCAUGGAAAUUAUCGAACAUGUAAACCACCCUAAAGCCUUUAUAUCAACACUUUUUGAUUUGCUUAAACCAGGCGGUUUUUUGAUUCUUUCAACGAUUGAAAAAACAUUGCUUUCAUUUUUUCUAACAAUUAUUAUUGCAGAAAGAUUGUUUCAACUUGUUCCUAAUUCAACCCAUACAUGGAGCAAGUUUAUUAAACGAUCAGAAAUCAAAACAUGGGUUUCACAAUAUCCAGACGUCUCAAUAAUUGAUUGUAGAGGAGUAAUUUUUCUUCCAUGGAAAAACCAAUGGAAAAUAAUGGAUCAAAACGCAAUCUGGGCUCAACAAUGCAAUUAUUUUAUGGCCAUCCAGAAAAAAAAGAAUCAAGGAAUAAUAAAAAAGAAUUAUCAGAAGUCGAAGGAAAAUCAAUCGUAA